AUGAGAAUUGCAGCAUUUUUAUUACUAUUAGCAACUGUUGGAAUGGUUUCAGCAGGUCCAAUCGAUUGCAAACCAAUGUUAACUCAAUAUUUCGAUGCUUGUCAUGCUGGAAAGUGUGUAAUGAUGGCUGGUGGUGGUCUCUCUGCUGAUGGUGUUCAUGCCAACUUCAAAGGAAAUUUGAAGGUCCAAGAUGGUUCAAUGCGUCCAAUCGAUAAAGUCAAUAUCCUUAGCAGUUCAUCGUAUGAAUGUAAUGCAAACAACAGAUAUCAACCAUUCUUGGCUGACAAGGUUGAAUCAAUUUCAAACUUUAAUAUCUAUCCAAAUGCUUCCAUUAAAAUUGAUGAUGCCAUGUUAUCUUUGAUUUGUGUUGAAGAACAUGGAAAUCAAUUCUCUUUCAAGAUCAGUAAUCUUAUUUUUUCAUUUGUUAUGUCCAUCCGUGAUAAUUGUGGUCAAAUCAAUUUCGGAGAGAAUUGUCAAACAACCACACCAACACCAACAACAACAUCAAGUACCACUGGAACACCAUCAACAGUUACAUUUGAAUUGAAAGUCACAAACUCAUGGGUUACUGGUGCUGAUACCUUCACUCAAUACGAUGUUAUCAUCAAGAACAAUGGUGCACAAACAAUCAACUCAUUGGUUAUCUCUCAUGAGAACUUUGUACCAACUGAUAAGUGGAAUAUUGAAUCACUCCCAAGUGGUGAUCUCACCUUACCAUCAUAUGGAUCUAUCGGUUCCGGUCAAACAUUCACCUUUGGUUUCAUCACCAAAUCUUCAACUCAACCAAAGUUCACCGUCAAAUCAUCUGCUUAA
Heterostelium album PN500 is the source of this 813-nucleotide messenger RNA. RefSeq names its product carbohydrate-binding domain-containing protein. The record is from RefSeq and is a predicted model, not a curated record. Gene Ontology annotation, molecular function: extracellular matrix structural constituent; hydrolase activity, hydrolyzing O-glycosyl compounds; polysaccharide binding. Gene Ontology annotation, biological process: extracellular matrix organization. Lineage: Eukaryota; Evosea; Eumycetozoa; Acytosteliales; Acytosteliaceae. Gene Ontology annotation, cellular component: extracellular matrix. Bases 1 to 813 code for a protein of 270 amino acids. The transcript has 2 exons.